AUGGAGAUUCAAUAUGAUAACUUAAUUUACAUGGCCUUUGUCAACAUAGAACAGGCCAGAGAAGUAGUUUCAUACCCUACCAACAUUCCUAUAGUUUACGAAAAAAUUAUAUCUUUUACAAAAGAAAAGGUACUUGAGUCACUUAGAGAGUCUAAAACAGAUGUUUCUGAAAUACUAGUUGAGGAAGCAAGUUUGUUUUUCCUAUCAGAUGAUGAUAAUAAAAUCGGAGCUUAUUUGUUAACUUUGGGGGAAAAUUAUCCAAGACGUUUCGCCAACAGCUUAUUAAAGGAUUUAAUUAAUGUAGUGUUAUCAAGUGGAUAUGAUCACGAUUCGACCACGUCGGAUCUCCAAUAUUUGGUUGAGGACAAAUUGAAAGAGAUUUUCCACAAAUACGACUCAGUGGUUGAAAAAGACCAAGUCACCUUGGUAAGGGUGAAAACUGAGCUUGCCAAAGAAAACAUAAGGGACAGUUUAAUACAAGUUAUGGAAACCGCAGCAAACGUUGAAUUACUUAAGAAAACCUCUGAAAAUUUGAAAGUCAAAUCACAGCAGGCAUUUGAAACCUCAAAAAAAGCCAAUAAACAUUUUGGGAAAUACAAAAAAGUGGUAUGUUUCCUCAUCUAUUUUGUUAUUUAUCAGUAUUAA
Messenger RNA from Theileria annulata, 645 nucleotides. RefSeq lists its product as uncharacterized. Bases 1 to 645 code for a protein of 214 amino acids. Lineage: Eukaryota; Apicomplexa; Aconoidasida; Piroplasmida; Theileriidae. The transcript has 6 exons. The record is from RefSeq and is a predicted model, not a curated record.